UUUCGCAGGUUCAUGGAGCAUGGUUACCACCUUGGUUAGCGACACACUAUGCUCGUUACAUGGAGGUUGUCUCAGGUCACUGGAAUUAUCAUGGAAAACCUGUUGUGCAGAAUGUUUUGCAUAAGGCAUCAGAAAAAUCAGCACAUGCAAAGAAAUGGGCUGAACCACAUAUUGAGACUGCUAAGAUGAAAUGGAUUCCUGUUAAGGAGAAAUUGGUUGUCCUCAAGAAAAAUGCAGAACCUUAUGUACAGAAGGUAUCGACAAGAUCAGUGGAGUUUUAUGAGUCAUCAAGGGAUGCUGUGACACCUCACGUUGUCAAAGUUAAAGAGUUUGCUCAUCCCUACUACCAGGAAGCCAAGAAGUUUUCUAAGCCUUACAUUGAUCAAAUUGCUGAGAUCACUAAGCCACAUGUUGAGAAAGUUAGAACUACUCUGAAGCCAUACACUAAGAGAGCAGUUCAUGCGUAUGGGUCAUUUCUUGCGUCUGCAACCACAUACCAUCGACAAGCUCAGGCGACCAUCAUGGACUACCUCCAUCAGCAUGGGGUACCCAAGUCACUUGCAACGAAGGAGUUAGUUUGGUUCCUGGCUUCUGCCUUGCUAGCUCUGCCUGUCUUCGUCAUAUACAGGCUUGUAGUAGAGACCUUCUGCACCAAAAAGAAUAGAAGGCCUCGUGGCGGUAAUGGUAACGGUAACCAUGGCCAGAAGAGACACAAGCGGCGAUACGCCGACAAGUAGACCAAUCUACCCAACACUUUAGGGUUCAGCAUGCGGUGUUUGCAUUGUCGCGCAUCUUUGAGCAAUGAGCAAGAUUGGGUUGCUCCUCCCUCCCGGAGGCACUGCUGAACCAUACAUGGAGGAAGGAGACUCGGGUCAUGGGCACCCUUUACCGUGAGAAGCGUUGUAGCCUACACCACCAACAUUUCUCUUUCUUUUACUUCUUCUUCCCAGGUGUACUAUGAACUUCGGUGCAGGUGCAACGGACCUUUUAUAUUAUCUGCACUUUGCUGGGGUUCAGGGGGUUAGGACUUUGUUUUAUUGGUCGUUGUUUAUUGUAACUUGUGAAUUCGUUUGAGUUCGUCUGUUUGUUUUUUUGUUGGCGACCUACAUUCGAACUUGUUAGCUAACUGGAUGUUGAAGUUUGACUCAAGUUGCUGGAGUGUCAUGAACAGGAGAAGAGUGUCUAACUGA
Messenger RNA from Zea mays, 1190 nucleotides. RefSeq lists its product as uncharacterized. Lineage: Eukaryota; Viridiplantae; Streptophyta; Magnoliopsida; Poales; Poaceae. The record is from RefSeq and is a predicted model, not a curated record. The coding region runs from base 60 to 737 and encodes 225 amino acids. The transcript has 8 exons.